AUGGUCUUACAGCGAGACUUCUACGUCGACGAUGUUCUCACAGGAGCCGAUACAAAGAACGAGGCACAAUCACUGAGAACGGAGCUCAUAGAGUUGCUUAAAUUAGCCGGCUUAAACAUCCGAAAAUGGGCAGCGAACGACCGGGAACUGCUACGAGGACUUUCCGAGCAGGACAUAAACGAUAAGCUGCUAAUAGGCGAAUCGCAAACUUUCAAAACUCUGGGUGUUGUUUGGAAUUCCUUUGACGAUUCGAUCCUAUAUUCCGUCAAAAUCAAUCCUACCGCCUCUCGAAUUACGAAGAAAACAAUCAGCUCCGAAAUUGCCAAGAUCUACGACCCUCUUGGAUUACUGGCACCAGUGAUCGUUCGCGCUAAGAUGUUGCUCCAACGACUUUGGACUUUAAAACUUGACUGGGACGAAUCUCUUCCGGCUGACGUACAUACAGAAUGGAGCAAAUAUUAUUCACAGCUACCUUUGCUAAAUAACGUGAAGUUUCCACGUAAAACUAUAAUCAAGACUGCAGCGGAAAUUGAAUUACACGGAUUCUGCGACGCCAGCGAAAGGGCGUAUGGGGCAUGCGUCUACCUUCGCACCAUCGCUCCGGAUGGUCAUGUUUGGACACGACUCCUCACUGCAAGGUCAAAGGUGGCUCCACUCAAAUCACAAACCAUUCCAAGGCUGGAACUGAGUGGAGCACUUCUUCUCGCAUCAUUGGCCACUACAGUCCUUCAAGCGUUACCAAGCAACAUUUCUCGGACCGUUUACUGGACUGAUUCUACAAUCGUUUUACACUGGAUUAAUACAUCACCCCAUACGCUGAAAACCUUCGUCGCCAAACGUGUGACAGAGAUUCAACAAAAGACUCACACCUCAGAUUGGCGCUACAUUCCCACUACCGAUAACCCUGCAGAUCUCAUAUCUCGAGGCCAAUCACCCCAAGACUUCCUGCGAUCUACCAUUUGGCAACAUGGACCAGAAUGGCUCCAACAACCUGAAAAAUACUGGCCGUCGUGGAACCCAGUACCAUUAGUUGAAAUACCAGAGCAAAAGAAGGCAACAUAUGAAAUACGUACUCUCCGCACAGAUCGAAAUUCUGCAGUGAAGGGGAAGCUGCAACGACUCAAUCCAUUUCUGGACAAGGACGAGAUAUUGCGAGUCGGAGGCCGACUCAGUCAUUCACCAAUGCCCUUCACUCAGAAACACCCAAUCAUUCUACCCAAAUCCUCAGUUACAGCACUCAUAAUCGAGCAUGAACACCUCCUAAAUCUCCACUCCGGAACUCAAGCUACCUUAUAUGCCUUGAGGAGAUCUUACUGGCCUAUCGACGGCCGUAAUCAAGUUUGGAGCACGCUGAAGAAGUGCGUACGUUGCUGCCGAGCCAAUCCACCUCCAGUAGAGUACGUAAUGGGCGACCUUCCAGCUGCACGGAUAACGGAAUCUCGUCCAUUUACCAACGUCGGAAUCGAUUAUUGCGGACCGUUCUACAUCAAGGAACGAAAGGAUCGCAACCGACGAAAAAUCAAGGUAUAUGUAGCAAUCUUCGUAUGCCUUGCAGUUAAAGCAGUCCACCUCGAGCUGGUCACCGAUCUCACUAGCGAGGCCUUCAUUGCUGCUCUGUGA
Molecule: messenger RNA, 1620 nt
Organism: Bombus terrestris (buff-tailed bumblebee)
Lineage: Eukaryota; Metazoa; Arthropoda; Insecta; Hymenoptera; Apidae
Exons: 2
Coding region: 1-1620 (539 amino acids)
Molecular function (GO): nucleic acid binding
Source: RefSeq, a predicted model, not a curated record